Messenger RNA from Betta splendens (Siamese fighting fish), 3572 nucleotides. It is a transcript of the gene dcaf5, whose product is annotated as ddb1 and cul4 associated factor 5. Bases 248 to 2608 code for a protein of 786 amino acids. Gene Ontology annotation, molecular function: protein binding. Lineage: Eukaryota; Metazoa; Chordata; Actinopteri; Anabantiformes; Osphronemidae. Gene Ontology annotation, cellular component: Cul4-RING E3 ubiquitin ligase complex; cytoplasm. The transcript has 9 exons. The record is from RefSeq and is a predicted model, not a curated record. Gene Ontology annotation, biological process: negative regulation of fatty acid biosynthetic process.
CUGGGUGACACGCGGGGGCAGAGACAGAUCCUCCCCGGAGCAGGAAGCUGCUGCUGGGACCUGCGGGGCGACAGAGGAGGGACCGAACCGCAACCGCGUCGACACCAGCAGGCAACCAGCGGCGCGUCCAGCGUCAUGUAGAGGCCGACGGAGGCGCAGCAGCCGCGGGCCACGACCACCGAGCGACGCCGGCGCACGACGCGAAGCACAGCGGCGGCCCGUUGUUUUUGUCUCGAGCCUGGCGAAAAUGAAGGAGCUGAGGGGCUGCGGCACGCGCUCCUCCGUGGGCUUUCUGUCCCGCAGACAGCUGACGGGGGAGCCGCUCAUGAAGGACGAGUUCCAGCGGCGCAGGCUGGCCGGCUGCACCAGCCUCUACAAGAAGGACAUGCUCGGGCAUUUCGGCUGCGUCAACGCCAUUGAGUUCUCCAACAACGGCGGGGAAUGGCUGGUGUCCGGAGGGGACGACCGCCGGGUCCUCCUCUGGCACAUGGAGAAAGCCAUCCACGCCCGGUCCAAGCCCGUGAAGCUCAAGGGGGAGCACUUGUCAAACAUCUUCUGCCUGGCCUUCGACAGCACCAACAGAAAGGUCUUCUCUGGUGGAAAUGAUGAACAGGUGAUUCUUCAUGAUGUGGAGAGGAGGGAAACUCUGAACGUGUUCCUGCAUAUCGAUGCUGUGUACAGCCUGUCGGUCAGCCCGGUCAACGACAACGUGUUCGCCAGCUCGUCGGACGACGGCCGCGUCCUCAUCUGGGACACUCGCGAGCCGCCGCAUGGGGAGCCCUUCUGCCUGGCCAGCUACCCCUCAGCCUUCCACAGUGUGAUGUUUAACCCCGUGGAGCCCAGGCUGCUCGCCACGGCCAACUCAAAGGAGGGAGUUGGACUCUGGGACAUCCGCAAGCCACGCAGCUCUCUGCUCCGCUAUGGGGGCAGCAUGUCUCUGCAGAGCGCCAUGAGCGUCCGGUUCAACAGCACCGGCACCCAGCUGCUCGCCCUGCGCCGUCGCCUGCCCCCCGUCCUCUACGAGCUGCACUCUCGCCUGCCCAGCUUCCAGUUCGACAACCAGGGCUACUUCAACUCCUGCACUAUGAAAAGCUGCUGCUUCGCUGGAGACAAAGAUCAGUACAUCUUGUCUGGGUCAGAUGACUUCAACCUCUACAUGUGGAAAAUCCCGAAGGAUCCAGAAGCAGGAGGACCUGGGCGUGUGGUGAAUGGGGCUUUCAUGGUCCUGAAGGGUCACCGCUCCAUAGUGAACCAGGUCCGCUUCAACCCUCAUACCUACAUGAUCUGCUCUUCUGGCGUGGAGAAAGUCAUCAAGGUGUGGAGUCCCUACCAGCAGCCUGACAGUCUGGGAGAUCUGGACGGUCGUGUGGAGGACAAGUCACGCAGCCUCUACACCCAUGAGGAGUACAUCAGCCUGGUGCUCAACAGUGGCAGCGGUCUGUCCCAUGAUUACGUCAGCCAGUCCAUCCAGGAGGACCCGCGCAUGAUGGCUUUCUUUGACUCGCUGGUGCGUCGGGAAAUCGAAGGCUGGAGCUCUGACUCUGACAGCGACCUGAGCGAGGAGGCCAUCAUGCAGCUCCACGCCCGUGGGCGUCGCUCCACCCGGGCCACGCCGGCAGCUCCCGCUCCAGCCUCUGCCGCCGGUCACCACAGCGACUCUGAUAACUUGUCUUCGUCCUCUCUGGCUGGACCCGACGCCUCAGGAGGGGAGGAGCCCGUUGGCGCCGAGGGGGAGGAUCGUCCCAGGAGACGAAUCGGGUUGGGCCAGUCUGGCUUUCUGGUUAACGAGGACUCGGACUCAAGUGAGUUCUGGCUUGACCCCAUGCCCCGGCCUCGCUCCCCGAGCCCCAGGGACAACUCUACCCUGUCCAGCCCGACAUCCUCCCCUUCACUUCCUGCCGGUGCGUCCAGCUCCUCCACAUCUACUUCCAGCUCCAGCAGUGACGACGAGGAGUGGCGCAGCGCGGUGAGACGACGCAACGUCAUGAGGCGCCGGCGCAUGCACGUGGUCUCCAGAGCUGGGGACCGGCCCGAGUCUGUGCAGGCUCUGUUCUCAGCCAUCGAUUCCUGCAGUUACCCGUCGAUCUCAAUCGAUGACCUGUCUUCCUCCUCGUCGGGCGAAGAACAAGACUCUCUGCAAAUCAAGCCCUGCGCUGCCAGAGAGGAGGAAAAAUGCCUCAGCCCUUCUGACUUUGUGUGUCUGAGCCCAGUCAUGUCCCCCGCAAGCCAAGACAAUGGGGAGGCGAGACCUCAGCCUGCUUCCCCUCAGUCAAUGGAUGGACACAGGACUGACGAGAGGGUUUCUGCAGAGGCAGCAUUAGACAGCUCCAGUGGUGGAGAAGCACGUAGCAGCUCUGUCGGGGUCGAUGGCACCUCCCAAAGCCAACGUAGCCCAGGAGUGAACGGCCAGCACCGAACUGUGAGCGCACAAGUGAGCGAGAGCCUCCACGUGUCCUCAGGAUCAGAGGAAGAGACUGACGCUACGCCUGGAGACACCAGGCCCCCGCGAGAGAACAGCCCAGCACACAGCUCUCUGAAACGGACUCACGUGGGCCCAGAAGAGGAGGAGUCUGCCUCCUCGCCCUCAGAGAAGAAGUUCAAAACGUAACCAUACACAGUUUGUCCCACAGAGGAGUCCUUUGUUAACCUCGUUUAGGAAGUGGAUUUUCUAUGGGUUUUUACAACUCAGCAUUUUCAUUUUGCAUCUUGUAGUCGUGACCUCGGACGCUUCAGAGCAGAGAGCGAUAAGCGACUGGGAGCCGAAAUGUUUUGUUUGACAACAAACUAAUUUGACUGCGUCGUCAUCACACUGAUGACAUUCAAAAAUAAGGAAGCUAGAACAUAAGCUAAGUAUUGUUAAUAGACAUGGUCAUUUAAUUCAAACACUGUGGCUACUCGUGUAUUCUCAAGUUUCGGUUUUCUUUUUUUCUCGCCGAUGCUGUUGCUGUAGCAGAAAUAGCUUCAUCCAGGGUUUGGAGUUUCUCUACCUUUAAGACAUAGGAGGUGUCAUGCAGGACAAACGUUUCAGUAUUUCAUGUGAAUGCUUUCAAGGUUCAGUGCAAACGUGAGAAUCUGCGCCUGGGUGCCUGAAGAACUGACUGUCUCCACAGAAACCCGCAGGAGCACUAUCUGUUUAAGCUGUGCGUUCCAACGCUGCAUUUAAUGUCUCUGCCAGUUGUUUCUUGUGUCAUUAUCCAGCCCCUGGGUAACAUUACAAGCCGAACCCGCUUUGGAUUUCUUGCAAUUAAAAUAUAAUUUGUUCUCCAGUGACGGCGCUGCACAUUCUUCACUGAUUGGUUUGUUUGAUAAAAAGUGACGCAUCUGUUUGACUCUGUGGUAAAUUAUGUUUUAGAUUUUUGGUCCCUUUAAUUUCUAAUAUUAUUAUUAGUUUAAUGCAGCCUAAUUUUAUUCAGCUGGCCCUGACCCUGAACUACCCAUGGCUUAGUCUGAUGAAAAUGAGUCUUUGUUUAUUUUAGUGUAGUUAAAGUUGUGAUCAGCAGCUUGACACUCCAACAAUAAAACACUAUAAUUCCACGGUAUUAAGUCACGAAAAUAAAGUGGUGGAAAAAGUC